AUGCGUCGCAGAUUCUACUUCAAAACCUUAUCCUCCUCAAACCUUCUCUCCUUCCAUCACCAACUCACAUUCUCAACGAUCUCACAUGGGUCAGCUCAUCCUUCUCAUGCCACUGAAACUCGCAUAUACACCUAUCUCGUGCGGACUUGCCUGAGAAAAUGCAAGCAAGUCAAAACCCCGAACCUGUUCGACGAAAUUCCUCAAAGACUAUCACAAUUUUCAACCACCAAUAAAAUUAUCCAUGCCCACAGCCUCGUACUUGGUUUUUGGUCAAAAGGGGCUCUAGGUAAUGUAAUUUUUGACCUUUAUGCCAAGUGUGGUGAUAUGGACUAUGCAGAGAAGGCAUUCGAAAGGCUUGAAGAUAGAGAUAUAUUGGCCUGGAACUCGAUUUUAUCAAUGCAUUCAAAGCAGGGACUUCCACAUUUGGUUGUUAAGUAUUUUGGGUUGUUGAGGAAUUCUGGGGGUUGGCCAAAUGAGUUCACAUUUGCUAUUGUUUUAUCAUCUUGCGCAAGAUUGGAGAUGGUUGGGUAUGGUAGGCAACUUCAUUGUAAUGUUGUUAAGACGGGGUUUGAGUCGAGUUCUUAUUGUGGGGCUGCUUUAAUUGAUAUGUAUGCCAAAUGCAAAUUUUUGAGUGACGCUCGAAGGAUAUUUGAUGGAGCAGUAGAAUUGGAUAGAGUUUCUUGGACAUCGAUGAUUGGUGGGUAUGUUAAAUUUGGUCUGCCUGAGGAGGCAGUGAAAGUGUUCCAGGAGAUGGAGAAGGUUGGACGGGUACCAGACCAGGUAGCAUUUUUGACUGCCAUGAAUGCAUAUGUUGAUCUAGGUAGGCUAGAUGAUGCUUCUGAUUUGUUUUCCAGGAUGCCUAACCAGAAUGUUGUGGCAUGGAAUUUGAUGAUUUCAGGCCAUGCCAAAGGAGGUUAUGGGGCGGAAGCUACUGAAUUUUUCCAAAAUAUGAAGAAAGCUGGCAUUAAAUCCACUAGGUCCACAUUGGGAAGUGUAUUGAGUGCGAUUGCAAGUUUAGCAGCUCUUGACUUUGGCUUGCUAGUUCAUGCUGAGGCAAUUAAACAGGGGUUACACUCAAAUGUCUAUGUUGGAAGUUCAUUGGUUAGUAUGUAUGCCAAGUGUGGGAAGAUGGAAGCAGCAAAGAAAGUUUUUGAUGCUUUAGAUGAGCAAAACAUAGUUUUGUGGAAUGCAAUUCUUGGAGGAUAUGUGCAGAAUGGGUAUGCCAAUGAAGUCAUGGAAUUGUUUUUCAAUAUAAAGAGCUGUGGUUUUUACCCAGAUGAUUUUACCUAUAGCAGCGUUCUGAGUGCCUGUGCUUGCUUAAAAUAUUUAGAAUUGGGCCGUCAAUUGCAUUCAGUUAUUAUCAAGAACAAAUUUGCGUCCAACUUGUUUGUUGGAAAUGCACUGGUAGAUAUGUAUGCUAAAUCCGGUGCUCUGGAGGAUGCAAGGCAACAAUUUGAGCUGAUAAGAAACAGAGACAAUGUUUCUUGGAAUGCAAUUAUUGUUGGAUAUGUGCAAGAAGAAGAUGAAGUUGAGGCAUUCCAUUUGUUUCGAAGAAUGAAUUUGCUUGGGAUUCUGCCGGAUGAAGUGUCUCUGGCCAGUAUAUUGAGUGCCUGUGCAAGUGUUAAAGGUCUUGGGCAAGGGAAACAGGUGCAUUGUCUUUCAGUCAAAUCUGGUCUAGAAACAAAGCUUUACUGUGGAAGCUCCCUCAUCGACAUGUAUGCCAAGUGUGGGGCUAUUGAUUCUGCACAUAAAAUUCUUUCUUGCAUGCCUGAGUGGAGUGUGGUCUCCAUGAAUGCACUGAUUGCAGGAUAUUGUCAAAUUAAUUUGGAACAGGCAGUAAAUCUGUUUCGAGAGAUGCUAGUUGACGGAAUAAACUCCACUGAAAUAACAUUUGCAAGCCUUUUAGAUGCAUGUGAUGGGCAACAGAAGUUGAAUCUAGGAAUGCAAAUCCACUGUCUUAUUUUAAAGAUGGGCCUUCAGCUUGAUGAUGAAUUCUUGGGCGUCUCUCUCUUAGGCAUGUACAUGAACUCCCUGAGAACAACAGAUGCAAGUAUUCUCUUCUCAGAGUUUUCAAAUACAAAAAGUGCUGUAGUGUGGACUGCUAUGAUCUCAGGACUUACUCAAAAUGAUUGCAGCAUGCGGGCUUUGCAACUCUAUAAAGAAAUGCGCAGCUGCAACGUGUUACCUGACCAAGCUACCUUUGUUAGCGCUCUUAGAGCAUGUGCUGUUGUAUCUUCUAUAAGAGAUGGUAGAGAGAUUCAUUCUUUGAUUUUCCAUACUGGAUUUCACUCAGAUGAGUUGACGAGUAGUGCGCUAGUAGAUAUGUAUGCCAAAUGUGGGGAUGUGAAGAGCUCCAUGCGAGUUUUUAAGGAAAUGAACAGCAAAAAAGACGUUAUUUCUUGGAACUCAAUGAUAGUUGGAUUUGCUAAAAAUGGAUAUGCAGAAGAUGCACUAAGAGUCUUUGAUGAGAUGAAGCAAUCGCAUGUUAUACCAGAUGAUGUCACCUUUCUUGGUGUCCUCAAUGCGUGUAGUCAUUCAGGGAGGGUAUCAGAGGGGCGCCAGAUAUUUGACAUGAUGGUUAACUUCUAUGGGAUGCAGCCUAGAGCAGAUCAUUGUGCCUGCAUGGUUGAUCUUCUAGGCAGAUGGGGUUCUCUUAAAGAAGCUGAAGAGUUCAUUGACAAACUUAAUUUUGAACCUGAUGCUAAGGUUUGGGCUACAAUGCUUGGGGCCUGCAGAAUACAUGGAGAUGACAUCAAGGGCCAGCAAGCUGCUGAAAAACUCAUUGAGCUUGAACCACAAAACUCGUCACCCUAUGUACUUCUUUCUAACAUUUAUGCUGCCUCAGGAAACUGGGAUGAGGUCAAUACUUUGAGAAGGGAAAUGAGAGAAAAAGGAGUGAAGAAGUUGCCUGGGUGUAGCUGGAUUGUAGUGGGACAGGAGACAAACUUGUUCGUGGCAGGAGACAAAUCUCAUCCAAGUGCAUCAGAAAUUGAUGCAGUUUUGAAAGAUUUAACACCGCUGAUGAGAGAAAAUGACUAUGUUGCUCAGAUUGAUUUUUUUGGCCACGAUGAAUACUGA
Dovyalis caffra is the source of this 3078-nucleotide messenger RNA. The record is from the annotation of a GenBank genome assembly. Lineage: Eukaryota; Viridiplantae; Streptophyta; Magnoliopsida; Malpighiales; Salicaceae.